UUCUGAAAAUCAAUAGGGGAAGUAUUUGGAAAUGGAUGACGUUUAUAAAGAACUGGAUGAACUUAAAACUGCAAUGGAGAAGAUCAGGGAAGACUACAGGAUCAAAACAGACCUGUCUGAGAGCUUGAGGAGAGCCCACAAUGAGCAACUCAUCAAAUUACAUGAAGCAAAAUCUGAGAUAGAGAAGCAGGCCCAAGAAUUAAAUGCAAAAGCAGAUGAAAUAUCUCUUGCAAGGCAAAUGUAUGAUAAUCUCAAAUCCUCUUGGAGCGAAAAGGAGUCAGUACUUUUGCAUCUGAGAUCGGCAAAUGAUAAACUUCGAGCUAAUUCUGCAGAAACGGUGCAUAAGUUGGAAGGAGAGAACAGAGAACUAUUAUCUGCUUUAGAUGAAGCAAACAUGAAAAGCAAAGAUCAAGAGGAAAAGAUCCUUGUGUACAAGCAGGAGAUUGAAUGUCUAAAGGGACUCUUGUCUGUUUCACAAAAGAAGCAUCAUGAAGCAGAACAAAAAGCCCAAGUGUCUAAAGAACUGAGACAGAGAGAUGAUCUGUUACAGGACCUAGAGGAGAAAAGAAGGAAAAUUGAAGAACAGCUCAAGUGGAAGAAAGAACAGUUUCAACAUCUUGAAGAAGCUCAUGGGAAGCUUCAAGAUCAGUAUGGGGUGAGUAAAAGGGAGUGGGAACAAGAGAAAUUUAUGCUGCUUGAUGAGAUUUCCUCAUUGCAGACAAGCUUGGAUUCUCAGACUAGAAUCUCACAAGACCUUCAGUCCCGAUUACAGAUGUGCAAUCAAGCUCUAGCUCAUGAAGAAAGCCGGAGAAAGUUUCUGGAAGUUCAAUUGUCUGAGUCAAAAACAUGCUAUGAGAAUGUUUUAAUGGAACAUCAAGACGCAAAAUCAAAAAUUGAAGGCUUGGCAAUUCAAAGGGAUGAAGAAGUUGCAGCCCUGAGAAAUGCAUUAGGCAAGAAAGAGACUCUCUUCAAAGAAAUGGAAUUCAAAAAAAGUCAUCUUGAGCAAGAUAAUCAGGAGUUGCGAAGAUGUCUCAAAGAACUGCAGGAAGAUCAGAUUUAUAAAGCAGGAGCUGUCUCUUCACAAACAAGGCUACGAAACAAACUUAAAAGUUUGGAGCACGUGCACAAAGAGUGUUCCAAAAAUCUCAAAACCAGGGAGUCCAAAUGGAAUUCCCAAAUGGACAAAAUGACCAAAGAGAUGAAUGAUAUUAGAACUGAAUUAAAUUCUAAGAAUGCACAGAUACAGGAGCUCCACGUGGAACUAGAAGGUUGCUAUUCUUCAAUGUUGCAGUUAACGUUGCACAAUGAAGAAAUUUCAGUGAUGCUUAUCUUGUUACAGUCAAGUAUUUCGGAGGCUUCUACAAAGCUUGCAAAUGUGAAAGUUGAAAUGGGACUGCAAGAAAAAAAUACUAUAGAACAGAUUGCCCAUCUGACAGAGCAGUUGGAGAAGAACAACAUGUUGGUUGAAGCCCAUGCCGUGAUUGAAAAAGAAUGUAAGAAAGCAGCAUCAUUAGUGAUGAAAAUUGAGCCCUUGGAUCUUAUUGAGCAGCAGAACUUAGUUAUGCAGAACGAGCUUCAGAGGUGCAAAGAAAUGUUGGAGGAAUCAUCUGGCUGCCAGCUUCGCUUGAAAGAAGAAGCUUUGCAGAUGCAAAAUGCUCUAAAAGAGGAACUGAGAAAAGUUUCUGAAGCUUUGGACCAAAUGAAUUCCGAAUUGGCAGAAAAAAUCCAUGAAAGCUGUGAAAUUGAGUUUGAAAUGGAGAGGUGGAAAGCUGUUGCUGAACGCCUGAAAAGUUGUGUUGAUGAAAACCAGGAAAUCCGCAGAGAAAUGGAAGCUUCCCUUCUUGCACAAGCAGAAAUUGAGCAAACCCUCAAGCUGGAAAAAGAGAGCCUUCUCCGAAUUGUAGAAGAGAAGGACAAAAAGAUAGAUGCUCUUGAUCAACAAAUUGUUUUACUCAGACAACAAUUUGUGAUAAAAGAAGCAGAAACUUCCACUCUGGCAAGAAUGGAGACAGAGAAAGCCUUCAAGCAGGAGAAAGAGAACUUUCUUCGAGUUGCAGAAGAAAAGGAAAAGAGCAUAGGCAAUCUGCAGAAAGAGAUUGCUUGGCUGGAGCAAGAGUUCAUGGGAAGAGAACUGGAAGGCACAAUUCUUGCUCGCAUAGAAGCAGAGAAAACCUUUGAGGAAGAGAAAGAUAGGCUUCUCCGUGCUACAGAAGAGAAAGAGAAGAGCAUAAAAAAUCUCCAACAACUGAUUAUGUCAAUGAAAAAUGAUUCUGAUAGGUCAGUUGAGGCCUCUAUUCUUUCAGGACUUGCAGAGAAACAGGCUGAGGUUGACAUACUUCGCAAAGCUUGGGAGAAGAUCACUGCUGCAAAGCUUCUAGCUGAAGUAGAGAUUCAAGAGAAGAAUUUGCUGAUUGUCGAACUGGAUGGGAAAAUUAGCAACUUAAUGCAGAAACUGGAAUCACAAGAGAAAUAUUUGUUUACUUCAAAGCAAAUUAUAGAACAGCUUGAAGCUGCAUUGCAAGAAAAACAGUCAGAAACAGAGACACUCAUGGGUCAACUCUUCAAGCUCAAAACUUCAGAGGGCCUAAUAGAAGAGCUCGAGUCUGAGAAAAGAAUUUUUGUUUCUGACAUCAUGACAUUGUCAUCCGAGAAAGAAGAAUUGAAGGCUCUCAUCGAGGUGCUUUGGGACCGGAUCAAUCAGUUCUCCAGUGAAGAUGCAGAAUUAUUGGGAAGGUUGGGAAUGAUAGUACAGAGUUUUGACCAAGAGAAUGAGGCAGGGAUGGAUUUGCCUCUGGAUGAUGAGAUCUAUGACCCAAGCCAAGAGAAUUUUGAUGCCCCUCUUGCAUCCACAGAAAAAAGAGUUGAAGUGAGCACUGCUGGAAGGUCGCCAUUGAAAGAGUUGAACAACUAGUUGGUGGAAUUAGAACAGAGAGCAUACUCUUAUUUAUGUAUUACGAGCGAAGUUCUAACUUUUCAGCAUGCUUUGGACGGGGGAUAUGUGAGAGAAAGCAUGGCAUUUUCAUUUUUUAGCUUGUACAAUAUACAUCCCUGCUGUAUAAUCAAGUUAUUCAGGCAGGGACACAAUUAUUCAUUUAUGGUUUGUAAUGCUCCAGAGAAAUUACCCCCCAAAAAAAGUACAGUAUUUUCAUUUGUUCUUAGCUUGUAUAUUUUACAUCCUGCGUGUAUCAUCAAAUUAUUUCAGGCAGGGACACUUAAAACAAUUCAUUUCUGAGU
Messenger RNA from Telopea speciosissima, 3234 nucleotides. RefSeq lists its product as uncharacterized. The transcript has a single exon. Bases 32 to 2911 code for a protein of 959 amino acids. NCBI's taxonomy places the organism in Eukaryota, Viridiplantae, Streptophyta, Magnoliopsida, Proteales, Proteaceae. The record is from RefSeq and is a predicted model, not a curated record.